Perognathus longimembris pacificus (Pacific pocket mouse) is the source of this 1671-nucleotide messenger RNA. RefSeq names its product hyaluronidase PH-20-like. The record is from RefSeq and is a predicted model, not a curated record. Gene Ontology annotation, cellular component: acrosomal vesicle. The transcript is spliced from 5 exons. Gene Ontology annotation, molecular function: hyalurononglucosaminidase activity. Gene Ontology annotation, biological process: hyaluronan catabolic process; fusion of sperm to egg plasma membrane involved in single fertilization; carbohydrate metabolic process. The annotation marks the transcript as partial. Lineage: Eukaryota; Metazoa; Chordata; Mammalia; Rodentia; Heteromyidae.
AUGGGAAUGCCAAGUUUCAAACACCUCUUUGCGAGUUCCAGUGAGCUCUAUGGCACAUCCCAGACAGUGUUGGUGUACCUUUUGAUUAGAUGUUGCUUGACACAGGAUUUCAGAGCUCCUCCUCUUAUCCCAGAUAAGCCUUUCCUCUGGGCCUGGAAUGCCCCAACGGAAUUGUGUGUUGGAAAGUUUAAUGAGCCACUAGACUUAAAGCUCUUCUCCUUUAUGGGAAGCCCUCGAAAAACAGCCGUAGGGCAAAGUGUUACGAUAUUUUAUAGCAAUAGACUUGGCUACUACCCUCACAUAAAUACUGCACAAGAGAGUAUAAAUGGAGGGAUCCCCCAGCUGGCAUCUUUACAAGACCAUCUGAUGAAAGCUAAUGCAGACAUUUUGUAUUACAUGCCCACAGACAAACUGGGCUUGGCUAUCAUUGACUGGGAAGAGUGGAGACCCAUUUGGGAAAGAAACUGGGCACCUAAGGAUAUUUACAGACACAAGUCGGUCGAGUUGGUUCAGCAUCGUGAUAUAACCUUAAACGUCUCAGAAGCCAUUGAUCAGGCCAAGGCAGAAUUUGAAGAGGCAGGGAAGAAUUUCAUGCUAGAGACUUUAAGAUUGGGAAAAUCGCUUCGGCCCAACCACUUAUGGGGUUACUAUCUCUUCCCAGACUGUUACAAUCAUAACCCUCAAAGACCCAAUUACAAUGGACAGUGCCCCAAUAUAGAAAAGAAAAGGAACGAUGCCCUCCACUGGUUGUGGGAAGAAAGCACGGCCCUCUAUCCAUCCAUUUAUUUGAGAAGCGAAUUAGCAGCAUCACCCAAAGCUGUCCUGUACGUGCGCAACCGCGUCCAGGAAGCCAUCAGAGUCUCUAAAGUGCGGGAUGCUAGGAGUCCACUGCCGAUUUUUGUAUAUGCUCGUCUGGUUUUUAGUGAUCUAACUUUACAGUUCCUUUCUCAGGAGGACCUUGUGAAUACAAUUGGAGAAACUGUUGCCCUGGGGGCUUCUGGAAUGGUUAUAUGGGGCACUCUUAGUUUAGCACGAAAUAUGAAAUCUUGUCUGAAUUUACACACUUACUUGGAUACUACAUUGAAUCUUUACUUAAUCAACGUCACCCUAGCAGCCAAAAUGUGUAGUCAAGUACUUUGCCAGGAUCAAGGCGUGUGUACAAGGAAAUACUGGAAUUCAAGUGACUAUCUUCACUUAAACCCACUGAAUUUUGAAAUUCAAUCGCCACAAGUUGGACAGUAUGUAAUACACGGGAAGCCCACACUUCACGACCUACAUCAUUUCUCCAGAAGAUUUAAAUGCAGCUGUUUUGCAAACUUGAAUUGCAAGCAGAGAGCUGAUGUAGAAAAUAUCCAUACUAUUAAUGUGUGUGCUACUGAUGAUAUUUGCAUAAAUGCCUUUAUCAAAAAGCCAGCCCAACCUCAGAUUGUCGGUUCAGUAGUAGGGAAUUCUUCUGUUCACAUCAAUGACUCAUCUGCCCAAUCGUGUGCCACAAUGUCUCAUCAUAUUCCUUGGAAAGAUCUCAUAUAUGGCUUCAUUCAUUCAACCAUCUCACCGUUCUGUAUUAUGAAGAGUAUGCGUCCUCUCCAGUGGGCUCUGCCUCUUGAGAUCAGUGACACUGAAUUGCCAGUCCUGGGCCUUUGGACUCAGGGCCUGAGCACUGUCCCUGGC